AGCUCGAGCCGAGCUAGCCUGCGACACCCUUGCUGUGCGCAGGCAGGCGAGCGGCCCGCAGGUGCCCAGGGCAUGGCAGCGCUGUCGGUGCCCCUGGGGCGGUGGCCGGCGGGCCCGGGCUCCGCGCCCCAGGGGGCGGGGGGGGGGGCCUGCCCUGCCAGGCGCGGCGCCCCGGGGCCGCUCGCGCUGCUCCUGGGCGCGGUGGCGCUCGCGGCCCGCGCCGCCUCGCAGGGCUUCGCCGCCGCAGCCAGCCGCGCCGCCGAGCCGCGCGGCCCGGGCGCGGGCAGGAGGGCGACGGCCGCAGGAGGCGGGCCCGACGCGGACGUGUGGAAGGAGGCGGCCGCGGAUGGCGCCAGCCCCGCGGCCGGGGCGGGGGCGAAAGGUGCCCCGCCGCUGGGGCUCAAGGAGGCGGACAUGCCGUUGGGCGCCGAGUACGUGCCCGACUCGCCCGAGGCAUCCAGCAGCAGCCGCAUAAAGCAGUUCCUGGCGCUGGAGCCGAUCCCCGACGAUCCCUCGCAGGGCAACCAGUGGGAGGUCGAUUCGAAGAGCGGCACGCAGACUUCGCAAGACGAGUGGAAGAAGAUCAUUGCCAUAGGAACAGGCGGUGUGUCCAUCUUCGUCGCUCUGGCAUACCUCAUUUGGGUGAUCGCGAUCGAGAACCGCGACUUUGAAGGAGACCUGGCGCUGAGUAAAGAAGACAUCGAGUCCAUAUCCAGCCUGUUCCCCGACGGCGAGUAGGACAGCUGCCGUCGUGGCCAUCGAUCUCAAGUCGAGCAAUGUGCACGAGCACCCGCUGGCGGUGGCCCUCGCGGUCACCAAGCAGGCCCCGUUUCUCUAUGGGGCGUCCUCCCGCCAAAAACCGCGCGCUGGAGGCCAGGGCUCGCGCGGUGGUGGGGCGGGGGGCGGCUCGGCAGAAGAUCGAGGAAUCUUGUCAUUCGGUAAGGAAAGACGCCCGAGGCCGUUUGCACUGUUUUGCUUGUUUCAAGAAGCCAGAACCAGGAGAGAGAAAGAGAGAGAGAGAGAGAGACAAUCCUGGUUGGCUAGCCCGUGGAUCGGGUACCAAAGCCAGCGCGCACAGAAGCCAUGUUGUCUGGACUUUUACUAAGGGAGUCUACUGGUGUCGGGCCUGCGGGGGAUACGGCGCCACCUUCUGUCAGAAGUUCGGAGUGCAGUGCAAGCCUGAGACUUUCACCAAAGGUGCCAAAAGUUUCGCUUUUUCACUGGAGCAAGAGAACUGAGAAGUUAACAGUGGGCGUGAAGGAAUGGGCUCAGCCAGACGAUCUGAGACCCCCGAGGCCCACUGUUUUUGUUUAGUGGCCAAGGACUCAC
Molecule: messenger RNA, 1329 nt
Organism: Prorocentrum cordatum
Lineage: Eukaryota; Dinophyceae; Prorocentrales; Prorocentraceae
Source: the annotation of a GenBank genome assembly